AGAUCGCUUUCUUUUCGAUUGAAAUACCGGCAUCACAUGUCGAUCGAAUGACACGAGCUCCCUGAAAUUGUCUCCUAGAAUACGGUUACGAAGAAUUUCCUACUCUUGUUGUAUACAACACUCUGUAGAGCCAGGUGUAAUCCAACGUUUGUUUAAGAUCAUAAGUUCAGGGAUCAAUGAAGCUCGGUUUAGAGUCAAUAAUUUAUUUUCUAGUCCUCCUGGCAUAUGUUCUUCAAGUGGCUCUUGCUAUUCACUGCUUCAAGUGCAAAUCAGAAACGUCAUGGUCGGAAUGCGAUCUUCGUGUGAAUCAAGAAGCCAAUCGAGACUGCCCAGCGGAAAAGAUCCGAUGUAUAGCUGUGAAGGAAAGGAAGAAUCCAAGAGAACGGGAGGAAUACAGGAAAGACUGCGCUGGCCGUCUUGAAAAUCCGUGUCAUGAAAAACGUGUAGAGGAUUGUAGGUCCACCUUAUGUGAUACUGACCUAUGUAACUUUGCUCUCACCCCAUCAGCCACCCUCAUUGCUUCUGGCUUCCGCUGCUUCCGUUGUAUAAGCGAGAAAUCUUGGGACGACUGCGUUGAAAAAGCUGAAGAGAUCAUCUGCGAAACAGGCUACAGAAAGUGCUACAAACUAGAGUUUAAGAGGGAAAACGGCGUCACUGAAUACAUAAAAGACUGCACUGUCCCUCUGGCCUGUGGAAACUCGUCAAUCAAUAUGCCUCAAGCCGAACGUCGCAACAUUCAGUGCUGUGGCCAACAUCUUUGCAACGGGGCGAGUAUCAAGAGCUCCCCUGUGGCAAUAUUUGGUCUUCUUCUCCUUGUCAUCACGGUGGUAUUCCUUUUUGAUGUCCAAAACGAUUUGUUGGUAAUCAGGAUCCCCUCAAGUUGUUAUCUUGAUCUAACGCCAAACUCUCAGAACUUAUUUUCAAGGAUAUGUGUACCAGUUAGAGGGAAGAAUUAA
Molecule: messenger RNA, 956 nt
Organism: Pocillopora damicornis (cauliflower coral)
Lineage: Eukaryota; Metazoa; Cnidaria; Anthozoa; Scleractinia; Pocilloporidae
Source: RefSeq, a predicted model, not a curated record